Messenger RNA from Soboliphyme baturini, 879 nucleotides. The record is from the annotation of a GenBank genome assembly. NCBI's taxonomy places the organism in Eukaryota, Metazoa, Nematoda, Enoplea, Dioctophymatida, Soboliphymatidae.
AUGACUACUUUAGUUUUUGAAUCGUUCAAACACAGUCUGUCGGAUGCUCUUCAUGAACUAUCCGUUGAAAGGCCAAAGCCGUUGAAAGAGCCGACAGUCGAUGCCCUGGUUGAAUUCAUCAAAACCACACCGAAUGUUAAAAUAGUUUUUAUGUGCGGUGCCGGAAUUUCGACUGCUGCCGGAAUACCGGACUUCCGCAGUCCUAAAAGCGGCAUUUAUGCUAAUUUGGACAAGUUUGAUCUGCCUUACCCCGAGGCUGUUUUUGAUAUUAAUUUCUUUAAACUACUUAUCGUUAAUAACGUUGAACAGCGUUGGUUGUAUUUCCAGAAAAAUCCAGCGCCGUUCUUUCAUCUGGCGAAGUCGCUCUUGCCAAAAAAACUACGACCGACAAUAAGUCACUAUUUUAUGCGACUUAUGAACGACAAGGGAAUGUUACUGAGAGUCUAUAGUCAAAACAUUGACGGACUCGAGAAGUUGGCGGGUAUUCCAGAGGAGAAAAUUGUGGAAGCUCACGGGACGUUUUACACUUCGCAUUGCUUAACGUGCAAUAAGUGUUAUUCACUGGAUUGGCUACGAGAAAAAUUGUUCAAUGAUGUUUAUGUUCCACGCUGCAACGUUUGUCAGGGUAUCGUGAAGCCCGAUGUGGUAUUUUUCAGUGAACGGCUACCGGACCGUUUUUUUCAGUUAUCUGACGAAGAUUUUGCUGAUUGCGACGUGCUUAUUGUAAUGGGCACAUCGUUGAUAGUCACCCCUUUUGCCACGUUGGUUGACAAGUACUCGUCUACUAAUUUUAGACCUAUGGUAUCUCAACGUGUUCCCCGGCUUUUAAUCAACAAAGAAUUGGUUGGCAUGUUCUUAAUGAUCUUCCCUUAUGACUGA